Messenger RNA from Puccinia triticina, 1629 nucleotides. RefSeq lists its product as uncharacterized. The record is from RefSeq and is a predicted model, not a curated record. The transcript has a single exon. Bases 1 to 1629 code for a protein of 542 amino acids. NCBI's taxonomy places the organism in Eukaryota, Fungi, Basidiomycota, Pucciniomycetes, Pucciniales, Pucciniaceae.
AUGAUCGCGAAGACAAGACUCUAUGGCUUUCUUCUGCUCCUUCCGGGAAUCUUCAAACGGGUAGCAUCCAGCGAAGGCGCCAUAUUCUCAUCCCCCGGGCGGACGAGUAGAAGCGGCUCAACUUCCAAGAACGGCUCUGGCUUGACCGAAUCACAGAUUCCAGAACACAUGGAUUGGGAAAGAACUCCUCAACUUUUGCCUCUGUUUCAACUAGAUCCCACCAGAUACGCCAGUAACAUGGAUGAAGAUCAGGAAGCUCGCGAAAUACCAACGGGGGUUGAUAUGUUUCCAGCCCAUGAAGAGCAUGUUGCAUCUUAUUACCCAAGCGCUGAUUUAACACUGUCGGUGGGACCAGCUGCUCACCAUGACCAAGUUGCUCGUCCCCCUAACGAUGCUCACAGCCCACUGCAAGAGCAAGGAGGGUUGUGGGCUCCACGUGGCAUGCAUUUGUCGCGGAACACCGACCUUUUCAAGCAGCUGGGGCUCGGUGGAAUCAUUCCCUUAACCGAUAGGCUUCCGUUUUCUCACUCGACGUCUUCUGUGAUGCAGCCACUCAGGAAUGAGGAUCUUGCAAGCACGACUGCUGCCCCUGAUUUGAACAAGAAAAACCUCAAAAACUCAUGGCUACAAUGGAGAGAAGACCUCCGGUUCUUCCCAUAUUACCCUUGUCAAACUCUAGACUGGAUUCCGCCUGUAACCAACCUCAAAGCGGCCUGUGCUACUCUAUUCAUGGUCCAGGAAUUUGAGGACGCACUGAAAAACAUCCAAUGGACUGAAAAAUUGGAAACAAUGCACAGCUCUCACCAGAUCUUAGUGCCAUUUGUGCACAAGUUGAUGAUGAAACCACUUUCAACAAAUCAUUGGUGCCAAAUCCUCCUUGUGUGGCGCAACCUAUGGGAUUUUUCAUAUGAAAGUGAACAAUCAGAGCAUCAAAUCCUGAGAAAGUUUCUCUGGAUCUCAGAUUUCAUCUCAGAACUAUCAAUCCCUCAGUUAUACAUAUUCAAUUCAGGAUACUCAACAAAGAAAUCAAGCGUUUUCAACACCCGCACCGAUUUAGCCAGAGUUUUUAAACUACUAUCAGAUGCAAGAUUUCCAAAAAAUGAUUUUUCCCUUCUACAAUUACAAGCCUUGGAUUACUUUAGUAAAAUCCUCAAUGUAGAAUGCUCCCACGGACAUCGAAUUUUUGAUGUGCAUCAAAAUGAAGAAUACAGUCACAUGCAAAUCCUCAAACGCUUAAAUUCAGUGGCUCGAUUGAUUUAUGGAGGGGAUCCAAAAGGUGGAGCAGUUUUCUACCAUUUAGAAAACAGGAGUGCCUCACAAGCCUCCUAUAGAACCUUACUGGAAGCAUAUGGCCAAAAACGUCAAAAAUGGGACCGGAAGUAUGAAACCAAAUUUCCUUCUUUUCUUGAAAAAAGGCUUGGAAAGAUCUUUGAAACGCUUGAUUUCAACCAGAUUGAAUUCUCAAACAGCUUCAAUCGAUUUCCAACCUGGGAGGACCAGUGGAAGAUUAAUAUUGUUAAAGGAUUUGAUGAUAUUGCAGCAUACAUACAUCCUUAUCAACCAUCUGUUGGAAUGUUUUUGCCCCAAGACAUUCACAAUUAUUUUCUGCAGAAUCUUGGACAACUAUAA